Molecule: messenger RNA, 1185 nt
Organism: Saimiri boliviensis boliviensis (Bolivian squirrel monkey)
Lineage: Eukaryota; Metazoa; Chordata; Mammalia; Primates; Cebidae
Gene: SNRPB2
Product: small nuclear ribonucleoprotein polypeptide B2
Molecular function (GO): RNA binding
Source: RefSeq, a predicted model, not a curated record
ACUUGUCGACGCUUGAUUGAGGAGCCUGGCAACGUUACUUCCGGUGCCUGGCUCCGUUUCCGGCUUUUUGUUCUUACGAGCGACGGCGUACGCCUUAGAUUAUUUACUGUUUUUGAAGAAUUUAACACAAACAUGGAUAUCAGACCGAAUCAUACAAUUUAUAUCAACAAUAUGAAUGACAAAAUUAAAAAGGAAGAAUUGAAGAGAUCCCUCUAUGCCCUGUUUUCUCAGUUUGGUCAUGUGGUGGACAUUGUGGCUUUAAAGACAAUGAAGAUGAGGGGGCAGGCCUUUGUCAUAUUUAAGGAACUGGGCUCAUCCACAAAUGCUUUGAGACAGUUACAAGGAUUUCCAUUUUAUGGUAAACCAAUGCGAAUACAGUAUGCAAAGACAGAUUCGGAUAUAAUAUCUAAAAUGCGUGGCACUUUUGCUGACAAAGAAAAGAAAAAAGAAAAGAAAAAAGCCAAAACUGUGGAACAGACUGCAACAACCACAAACAAAAAGCCUGGCCAGGGAACUCCAAAUUCAGCCAAUACCCAAGGAAAUUCAACACCAAAUCCUCAGGUCCCUGAUUACCCUCCAAACUAUAUUUUAUUCCUUAAUAACUUACCAGAAGAGACUAACGAGAUGAUGUUAUCCAUGCUGUUUAAUCAGUUUCCUGGCUUCAAGGAAGUACGUCUAGUACCAGGGAGGCAUGACAUUGCUUUUGUUGAAUUUGAAAAUGAUGGGCAGGCUGGAGCUGCCAGGGAUGCUUUACAGGGAUUUAAGAUCACACCAUCCCAUGCUAUGAAGAUCACCUAUGCCAAGAAAUAACAUUUGGGAUAGUCGUCUUUAAAGGACUUGGUAUUAUGUGUGUGUUUUGAUAACAUUUAGUUGGGUCAUUUUAAUAGAGAUUAGCGGGAGUGAAUGAAAUUUUUGUGAAGGACUUACACUAGUAUUCCUUUAGCUUUGGUGAACUAUGAAAUAUGAAGGCCUUAAUUUUGUACAAUAAACUUUUAUUUGUAUUUUGUAUAUAAUGGCUUCUUUAUUGACCCACUGCCCUAUCAUCAAAUGACUAUUCUAGUCUAAAACUCGUCUUAAGGUUUAUAAAACUGUGUAAAAGGAUGCUUUUCUAGUGCUAUUUUGGAGGAGCUAAUGAUAUAACAUCAUUGAACUAUUUUAAUAAAAGUCAAGUAGAAUUAGAUCACA